AUGGUUAUGGCAGACUAUAAUGAUGAAGACGGUGGCGUCAUUCUCGAUGGUCCCUUUGACCCUGAUGCGCAGGCCACCGUUACCGACUUCAUAGAUUACACCGAAUACCUCCCCGCGGACCUGAUCCGUUCCCUCACCCUCAUACGUGGCUUGGACGAGCGCUAUCUCGAGGCCACACAGAAUGUUCACGAACUCACCAAGAUGUGGGGCCAGCUCCCCGACCUUCCCUCCCACGAGCGCCCAGACGCGCAGACACUCCGCAAAAACAUCUCGGCGCAACUUGACCAAGCAAUCAACGCGCGCGAGUCUGCCUAUGCCGAAGCGUGCCGCCUCUACGACGUUGUCGAUCGACACUUCAACCGGCUGGAGUGCAUCAAGCAGAAACUCCAUGCACUGCCGAAACCGGAGUCACGCGAACCUACACCUCCGGAGACUCAGACCACGCUUAAUAAGCGAGGCCGAUCCUCAAAGAAGGGCGAGGCCGCUGCGCCGGCGACAACGCGCAUAAAAUUACGGCUUGAUGGCGCGGCAAAUGCGGGGACUAGACCAGAACAGAGGUCGAGGAGUCGGCGGGGAAAGCUUGCUGCGGAUCAUCUCGCCGGCCUUCAUCCGGACUCCCCGAUCGCUAGCACCGAGCACUCAGAUGUGGAGGCUGGAACGAAACCGACUCGCAGUGCUGCGCCUGAGGAGCUUGCGGUCGCCAAAGGCAAGAAGGAGAAACAGACUCGUCGAUCACGGACCUCUGCUCCACUUACGAACGGUCAUGGCCAUGGCCAUGGCGCUGCGAUGUCGACCAGCAAUGCUCUGGCAAUGCUCAAGCCCCCACCGGAGGAUGCCAAACCUGGCAGUGAAGAUUUGCCGUGGCUGCGCUUGACUGAAUGGGAGAUGACGAAACUGCGCAAGAAGAUGAAGAAGAACGCUGUCUGGCAACCUAGUGAGGUCAUGAUUCACCGCGAACUCGCUCUCCGCGGGCGAGGGUGGGAUGCCUACCGGCAAGCCAAAGCGGAAGCAGAAGCCAAUGGCACCGAGUUUCUUGACUGCGACGAUAUCAUGAACAAUUAUGUCCCAGGAAUGUUGACGCGGCUCAGCGAUGCGAACGGCAUCGAGGGUGUAGUGGAGACCAAGUUGAGCAAUCGUGGAAUGAAGCUCAACGAGGCGAAGAAACUUAAGCGGGAAAACAUGGCCAGGGAGCAAGCGGCAGCGGCAGCCGCCGCAGCGGCCGAGGCCAAGCGUCUUGCCGAGUCUGGAACUACAGACGCAGCAGUUCCCGACCAAUCUCAGUUGGAGUCAUCCUUGGCCGCUCGGAAGCCAAGCAGGGCCUCGAAAAAGAGAAAGAUGGAUGAAAGUGUAGCCGCGGAAGCUGCACCCGCUCCUCCAGUGGACUCCGAAACUCGUGGUUCUCUACGAAGCUCAGCAAAGCGCCGUAAAAUGAGCAAGACACCUGUGGAGGAAGAUGCGGCAGUGGUCGACGAGGCCGUUGAUCACGCAUUGAACAUCGAGAGUCAAAAGGCGUCACCCGUACCAUCAGCGGCCAGCACAGUAGCAGCAGCUCAAACCAAGGACAUCAAAACCUCGACCCCGCCCGUCAGCCGACCUCCGUCCCGGCACCUUGCGCCUGGUGCAUCGGCGGAAGUAGCCGCUCUUGCGCCUGGCAAAGAUCUCCGUCGAAAGAGUGCCACGCCUGCAAGGAAAACUCCUGUCCCGGAAGGAUCUCAGGCAGGCGGCCGUCGCAGAAAGCGUCCCGCUCCCGGUCCGGUAUCCUCGGGACAGGACGGCGGGGCAGCGGUCAGCUACGGCCGACGCAAGGCGAAGCCUGCCAAGAAGAGGUUCGGACCACGCGAACAGGGACAGAAGGAUGGUUCGACGAGGGAGGACAUUCGCAUAGAUGAAGAUGGCGUGUUGGAGGAGAUUGACCCCAACGAACCGCGGUAUUGUCUCUGCGGAGAUGUCAGCUUCGGAACGAUGAUCUGCUGCGAGAACCAGGAUUGCGACAAAGAAUGGUUUCAUCUCGAGUGCGUCGGUUUGUCCGAAGUGCCCAGCCGCACCGCCAAAUGGUACUGCCCGGACUGUCGGGUGAAGUUCCACAAGGGCAACGACGGGAUUGUCAGGCUGAGCUCUCGCCGAUAA
This is a messenger RNA of Aspergillus fischeri NRRL 181, 2127 nucleotides long. Its product is annotated as putative PHD finger domain protein. The coding region runs from base 1 to 2127 and encodes 708 amino acids. The record is from RefSeq and is a predicted model, not a curated record. Gene Ontology annotation, cellular component: Rpd3L-Expanded complex; nucleus; Rpd3L complex. The transcript has 2 exons. NCBI's taxonomy places the organism in Eukaryota, Fungi, Ascomycota, Eurotiomycetes, Eurotiales, Aspergillaceae. Gene Ontology annotation, biological process: regulation of DNA-templated transcription.